Messenger RNA from Ectocarpus siliculosus, 2458 nucleotides. The record is from the annotation of a GenBank genome assembly. Lineage: Eukaryota; Phaeophyceae; Ectocarpales; Ectocarpaceae.
AUGGAUACAAAUACGUUGCGAUUGUUCUUCGCCGCUCGAAAACAGGUGGUUCUUUCGGCAUCGAUCACGACACGGAACGGGAAGGCUCUCCUGGCGAGGCAGUUCGUCGACAUGAGCCGCAUCCGUAUCGAGGGUCUCUUGGCCGCUUUCCCGAAGCUCAUGGGCACUGGCAACAAGCAGCACACUUUCAUCGAGACGGAGACGGUCCGGUACGUGUACCAGCCGAUCGAGAACCUCUUCCUGCUGCUCGUCACCAACAAGGCUAGCAACAUCGUGGAGGACCUCGAGACCCUGCGGAUGCUCUCCAAAGUGGUGCCGGACGUGGCAGGGGGGGUCACGGAGGACAAGGUGAUGAGCAAGUCUUUCGAGCUGGUGUUCGCCUUUGACGAGGUCAUCACUACGGGGGGGCACAAGGAGAACAUCACUCUCCAACAGAUUAAGACCAACAUGGAGAUGGACUCGCACGAAGAGCGUCUUCACACGAUGAUCCAGGACAGCAAGAGGGAGGCCGCUAAGGAGGAGGCCGACCGGAGAGCCAAGGAGCUACGGGAAAAGGCGAAGGAAGCGCAACUCCGGGGCUCCGGUAUGGGAGGGAUGUCUGGCAUGGGUGGCGGCGGCGGCGGCAUGGGAAUGAGCGGCUCUUCCAUGUACACCGAGGCCUCGGACUACGGGGUGGCGAGCACGGGCGGGACGGGCUUUGGCGGAGGGGGGGGGGGGUCCGGGGCUUCGUUGGGCUUGUCGGUGCCCGCUGCCGGGCCGGCGUCGUCUACCCCUGUGGCGGACACGCGUGUUUCCACGCAGGGAAUGAAGCUGGGAGGAGCGUCCAAGAGCAAGAACAUGCUGGACUCCCUCAUCAAGGAGGACCACCUGGUGUCCAUCCCGUCCGCGAGCAAAGCCUCGGCGGGCGGGACGGAGGCAGCCGUCCCUGCGGCCGUCGUUGCCGCCUCCGUGCACCCGGUCUCGCUGAGCGUAGAAGAGCGUCUUAGCUGCCAGCUUACCCGGGAGGGCACCCUGGAGAGCAUGGAGGUGAAGGGAACCCUGAGCCUGACUGCCAACAGCGACGGAGCGAACAAGUGCAAGGUGGUGCUGGCGUCCACCGACCCUUCGGGGACCUUCACCUUCCAAACGCACCCCAAGGUGAACAAGGGCAUGUACGACUCCGCCAAGACUCUGGCGUCGAAGGACCAGGCCAAGGGGUUCCCAGUGGCUCGACCGGUGGGCGUGCUUCGCUGGAGCCUCAACACCACGGACGAGUCGCAGAUGCCGCUCACGAUCAACUGCUGGCCGGAACCAGAGGGCGGGGGGCAGAUGAACGUCAGCAUGGAGUACGAGCUGGUUCGACCGAUGGAGCUCCACGACGUGCGCAUCAGCAUCCCCCUCGGCUCCUCCGCCGUUCCGGAGAUCGCCGCGAUCGACGGCUCCCACCGCCACCUGACGCAGGAGGGCACGCUUUUGUGGACGAUGGACCUGUUGGACCAGUCCAACCGCACCGGGUCUUUGGAGUUCAACAUCGCGUCCCGCGACGCGGAGGCGUUUUUCCCCAUCACCGUCACCUUCGCCUCGAACCAACUCUUCUGCGAUGUGCAGGUGGCUGGAGUGACCAACACGGAGACGGAAUCGCCCAUCCAGUACGGCUACACCGCAUCACUCACGGCCGAUUCCUACACGGUAUCGUGAACCCACAUGGGUUUAUUUGUUGUCCCGGUUGUCCCCUCUUGUGCCUCAAUGGGGACGGGGCGGGAUUUAGUAUAGCUGCAGGGGGGGGGGUAAUAGGCGAUUGUGUCAGGAAGAGGUGAAGGGAGGGUGUGGAAGGGAUAUUCGAACUACGACGCACCUGUGAAGUGCUAUCCCAUGUAAAGCUACCGGCGCACAAGAGCUGGCAGCGGAGCUCCCUACUUGUUCAGUUCAGCGGUUGAGGACGACGAGUCUUGGGGGUUGGUUUUCGUGCCCCUCCUUUGCCACAGCAGUAAUUGGCAAGUGUAGAGUGGAAGCCGGGACAUAGUUUUCUUUGGGCGUCGCUUGUCCGCCAGGCAGAUGUCAUCUACUGCUCUGCUGGGUUGUUUGAAAGAUGCCGACACUUUUUGUCCAAGCAUCUUCCAUGGGAGGCAAAAAGCGUUCAUUAGUUUUUUUUAGUGUCGGGUUUGCUGCUCCUCGCUCUCUCUUGGCUGUCUGUGCCCCCCUUAAUACCGGGUGGCUCCCGGCGCGCCUUCCGUUGCUUUUGGUGUCCGAUAUGCAUACGAUCGCCAAUUGUAGGUGUGUAAUUUGAUAUUUUUAUAUUUGAAGAUUUGUUUGUGUUGAAAGAUACACGCCGACUCGACCGGGGUGGUGCAAACGUGCAAACCAAAGCUGCCGCGCCAAAUUAUUGUGCCGCCAACGUGCACAAGGGAAACGGGAGCUGAUCUCCUGAUCCGGUGGUGGUGCAUCACGACAAUUUUCUUCAAACGAGGACUGCUGCUGU